Messenger RNA from Microthlaspi erraticum, 363 nucleotides. The record is from the annotation of a GenBank genome assembly. Lineage: Eukaryota; Viridiplantae; Streptophyta; Magnoliopsida; Brassicales; Brassicaceae.
AUGAGAUCGGUAUGGGGAGAAGACGCAUCGGAUUUCAAACCAGAGAGAUGGAUUUUAGAUAAUGGAAGUCUAAGACAUGAACCUUCAUACAAGUUCAUGGCUUUUAAUGCCGGUCCAAGAGCUUGCUUAGGUAAACAUUUGGCUAUGGUGCAGAUGAAGAUAAUAGCUGUGGAGGUCAUACAAAAAUAUGAUUUUAAGGUCGUCGAAGGUCACAAGAUCGAACCAGUACCUUCUGUCAUUCUCCGUAUGAAGCAUGGUCUUAAAGUCACAGUCGGUAAGACAUAUGAUUAUAAAGCUUGCUUGGCUACUACGGCAACUUUCACAGUCACUUAUUAUGAUGAUCACUACUACUUGUAUUACUAA